Molecule: messenger RNA, 1314 nt
Organism: Thalassophryne amazonica
Lineage: Eukaryota; Metazoa; Chordata; Actinopteri; Batrachoidiformes; Batrachoididae
Gene: dph3
Product: diphthamide biosynthesis 3
Exons: 3
Coding region: 48-302 (84 amino acids)
Biological process (GO): protein histidyl modification to diphthamide
Molecular function (GO): metal ion binding
Source: RefSeq, a predicted model, not a curated record
CGAACACGAGUCCUUUAUCGUCAGGUGUCGGAGGAGCCGGUGACACAAUGUCUGUGUUUCACGAUGAAAUCGAGAUAGAAGACUUUGAGUAUGAUGAAGAUACGGAGACAUUUACCUUCCCCUGUCCGUGCGGAGACAGAUUUACCAUCAGCAGAGAGGAUCUGGAGAACGGUGAGGAGGUGGCGACGUGUCCAAGCUGCUCGCUCAUCGUCAAAGUCGUCUAUGACAAGGAGCUGUUCAUGUCAGGAGAAACCAUCACAGCGCCCCCAUCAGACAGGAAAGUGGAGCUGGUCCAGGUGUGACGUUAAACCACGUCCUUGCAGAGCCACCACCUGAUCCAGAUCUACGUCUUUCUGUGAGGACUGGUUGCCAUGGAAACUAUUUUUUUUUGUAUUGUGAAACAGUAAAAGUUGCUCAACCUGGGAUGUACAAAUUGACAUUUGCCUUUAUGAUGGACUUUGGAUUCAAAGUACCCACCUGCCACUGAGCACAGGACAAAGUCUUCUCAGCUUUAUUUAUUAAUCAGUGUUUCUCAUAUGUUUAAAUAUAAUAUUCUGAAUGCAAAUUAGUUUUUUUGUGUGUUUUUUUUUUUUAAGGCUGCUGUAGUUGUUUGCUACAUUUGUCCACCAGAGGAAGCAUCAUGAAAUGAAAGCUGUAGUUUUCUGUUUGAAACCAACAAACAUGAAACAAUGACCAGGAGUCUGCGUACGCACAAAAACCCGCCGUGCGUCUGUCUCCACACUGUCGUUCAGAUGUAUCAAAAAUUAAAUGAGCGUGGAAGUGUGCAGUGCGUCACACAAAAAUCCUGGCUGGCGUACGCACAUUUCUACAGUUAUUGUUCCAUCUCCAACAUGUGCAGGUGACACAGAACCGUUAAUAGUGUGAAAACAUGAAGUCAUCAGAGUGAUGUGCACAUCAGAGACACACUGAUGAACAAUUAACACACCCACAUGUUUGCAGUUACAGUUGGAUAUAAAAACAUGCGCAAAAUGAUGCAUAAAAUGGUGCUAACAGUGACUGCAUUAGUGUUGUUAGAGGACCUUAGAAAUAGUGUGAUCUGACGUGAGCAAGUAUUCAGGGAACACGAAGAUUUACUUCCAAAUGAUAAUUGGCUCUGAAACCGAUUUCGAUUAUCAAGGCCACUGUUAAAGGAGUCGCGCACAGAACUGUGACCGGAUCAGGGCGCAAUACGGUGAGGAGUCGGGGGUUGUCUGUGCCCACACAGGUGCUGACCACACUGGGCUUCCUGGCAACAGGGGCAUUCUAGCGGGAGCUGGCCGAUCGGUCAGGAGUGUGCCAGUCAACCUUGCGCCA